Messenger RNA from Didymodactylos carnosus, 2848 nucleotides. NCBI's taxonomy places the organism in Eukaryota, Metazoa, Rotifera, Eurotatoria, Philodinida, Philodinidae. The record is from the annotation of a GenBank genome assembly.
CCAACUCAAGUCAUUGCCAUCAAAUCAUCCAUCAAUAGCAACUACAUACAAUAAUAUGGGAUCCGCUUUAAAUGCAAAAGGCGAAUACGAUAAAGCAUUAGAGAAUUAUGAAAGGGCACUUGAAAUCCAACUCAAGUCAUUGCCAUCCGAUCAUCCAUCAUUAGCACUUACAUAUAAUAAUAUGGGAUUAGCUUUAACGACAAAAGGUGAAUACGAUAGAGCAUCAGAGAAUUAUGAAAGGGCACUUGAAAUUCAACUCAGGUCAUUGCCAUCCAAUCAUCCAUCAUUAGCAACUACAUAUAAUAAUACUGGAUUCGUUCACCAUGAGAAAGGUGACUACGAUAAAGCAUUAGAGAAUUAUGAAAGGGCACUUGAAAUCCAACUCAAGUCAUUGCCAUCAAAUCAUCCAUCAUUAGCAACUAUAUAUAAUAAUAUGGGAUUAGCUUUAACGACAAAAGUAGUCCGACAAACGACAGGACUGUUAAAACAUUUGAAGCAGAAUGAUACAUUGUGGCUACGAUUUGAUGUAAAUAAAACUGGAAUUUAUUCACUUUCAGAGUCCAAAUCUCUUUUGCAAGUGAAACUUGGAGAAGAUGUCGACGAUGUUCAAACACGUGAUAAAGUAGCAAUUAUUCAUAAUGAAAAACUCUACCAUAUUGAAACAAAAUAUUUGUUUUUUGUUGAUCCAUGUGACGAUGAGACAGUUAUACCAGUAAAAACUCGAGUAUUAAUUCGAACAUUAGAUAACCGACAAAAAAUUGUCUUGUCAUUUGGUUUUAUUGGUGAAAGUCCAGCGAAUUAUAAUCACUAUCGUCAUCUUAUUAUUUUUGAUAAUUUAUCUGCCACUUAUCAUGAGAACAUGGGUGAAAUUCAUCUUUCUCUUGCUAGAGAUUUUUCAUGCCAUUUACCACAUCUUAAUUUGUCUUCGAGAAUAUUUUUCAGACAAUAUUUUGAUUAUAUAUUAUCAUCUACAAAAGUAAUACCAACAAUUAAUUUUCCAAUCAAUACGAUUAUUCGUGUUAAACAUGCUGGAAAUUAUCAUAAUGCGCGUAUUAUAGAAAAAGAUUGUUCAAUGAUUAAAGUGAAAUUUUUUGAACGAAAAUCUCAGUUGGAAAUAUGGAUAUAUUCUGGAGCAAUAGUAAUUGAACAAAUUGAUCAACAAUUUUAUUCAAAUCACAAACAUGAAGUAUCUAAAGAAUCUUCUAUUAAAACAACAACAUCUGCUGUUGCAAAUCAUUGUUCACUUAUUCCGGUCGUCUCAUUAUUAAAUCAUCAACAACUCAAUUCAUCAUCUAUGACAGGAGUUUUACCGCCAUGUCAAAAUGUGACGACCAUAACAUUUUCUACUAGUUCUAGUCCAUUAGCAACUCUUUGUCAUCUUUCUGAUUUAACUGAUCGAAAACGGAAGUUAUAUGAAAGUAUUGAGAAACAUACGUUGAUUACUACACGAUCAACAAUAAUAACGGCAUCGUUGCCAUUGUUUUCAAGACAUAUUUGUUCUAAUUUAUGUGUGAUCAAUGCUGAAAAACAAUUGGAUUCAUCAGAUAUAAAUCCAUUUAGUUUACCAAUACAAUAUGGAUGGAAAUUUUUUGAAAUAAUCAUACCCAAUGAUCAAAAAUCACGAGAAAAAAAAUAUGUACGAAAAAAUUUGAAAAAAAAUUUUAUAUUUCGUUCACCAUGUGGUUUAUCAUUUUUUCAACUAAGUGAAGUUGAACAUUAUUUAUAUCAAACAAAAUCAAAAUUAUCUAUCAAAUAUUUUUUCGAUGAUAAAUUAACGACAUUAAAUCAAUAUUUUCAAUAUAAUAAAUCAUUUAUUCUUAAAAAAGAUUUAUCCGAUAGUGUUGAACAAAUAAAAAUAAGCGUUUAUAAUGAUCUUGAUCAGUCAUUACCAAUACCAUUUGAAUAUGGUAAAUAUCGUCGUAUGAACGAUAAAAAUAAACCAGUUGUAUUUAAUAAUGAUGAUAUGACAUGUUGUGGUUGUGUUGAUAAUUGUUCGGAUCGGUCAAAAUGUGCGUGCCAUUUAAAAACAUUGGAAAAAGCAAAAUUAUAUAAAGAUCAUAGUUUUGAGACAUGGAAAAAACUUGGAUAUUCAAAUAAAUGGAUAAUAAAUCAUCUUGGUUACGUAAAUCAACGAUUAAAUCAGGUUGUCUCAUCUGGUAUUUAUGAAUGCAAUAAGCAAUGUAAAUGUCAUCAACAACAAUGUACAAAUCGUCUAGUACAAAAUGAAUUAUUUUUACAAUUACAACUGUUUAAUUCAGUGGAUAAAGGAUGGGGAAUUCGAACAUUAUAUGAUAUACCUCGAGGAACAUUUAUUACUUAUUACAGCGGUGAACUCUGUACUAAUAAAGAAGCAAAUAAUCGUGAUUUUAGAUAUCAAGCUGAUCUUGAUUUUUUUAAACAAUAUGUUAAUAAAAAAAUGACUGCUAAUGAACAAAAUGAGAGUGUUAACGAUGAUGAAUCCGAUGUUAACAAUAAGAGUCAAAUAGAAAGAGAUAAACAAGAAAAUCAACAAACGUCUUAUAAACGACGAGGUCCACUAACAACAGAGAAAGCUACUGUAAUUGUUGAUGACAGUGAUGAUGAUAACGAUGGUUAUACGAUUGAUGCAAAACAUUAUGGUUGUGUCUCGAGAUUUUAUAAUCAUAGCUGUUCACCCAAUAUAAUGGUUCAAAAUGUUUUUAUUGAAACACAUGAUAUUCGUUUUCCAUGGAUUGCUUUAUUUGCCAAAGAUAACAUUAAAUCUGGUGAAGAACUUUGCUGGGAUUACAAUUAUGAGAUAAAUGCAAUUCCUGGAUUAGUUAUUGAAUGCAAAUGUCGCUCAAGUCAAUGUCGUGGACGUUUAUUGUGA